Messenger RNA from Nakaseomyces glabratus, 441 nucleotides. RefSeq names its product Ump1p (gene UMP1). The record is from RefSeq and is a predicted model, not a curated record. Gene Ontology annotation, biological process: proteasome assembly. Gene Ontology annotation, cellular component: cytoplasm; nucleus. NCBI's taxonomy places the organism in Eukaryota, Fungi, Ascomycota, Saccharomycetes, Saccharomycetales, Saccharomycetaceae.
AUGAGUAUUGUUCCAAAGGGUCAUCAGGAUAGAGUGUCGACGAGCCAAGGGGUGACGUCUAAUGCGGCCAGUUUGCCGGACACGCUGAGAAUGCAAGAAGGUGGUGCUGUGCCAUUGUCAUCGCAAUUGAACGAUAGACAUCCUCUGAUGCACCGUGUACAGAAUUGGGAAGAGACACAGCAUAGGAGACAGCUGGAGCAAUAUAGAAACAUAUUUGGUCUUGCCGAGCCUAUGAGACGUAUGAUGGAGAUCGGGAUAGUGGAUGCUACCGACUUCAACCCUGUCUCCCAGGGCCAGAGCUCAAUUCACCGCGAUAUACUUAUGAACAAAGAGACCAGUGUGGACUGGGAGGACAUUUACCCUGAAAACAACGGACUGCUAUCAGGUAACAUGGUCGGUGAUGACGUGCAUACACAGAUAGAACGCAAGGUUGGUAUAUAA